UCAUCAUCUCCUGCAACAGCUAUCACACCUCUUUAUUUCCUCUGCUCUUUCAGCCAUGAAAACGAGCUCGAAGCCUCCAUCGAAGCACCUCUGAAAACCCCGUCAAGCUCUCGCCUUUUCGCAGAACCAGAAGAAACCCACCUCCAUCCGUCCCGGUAACUGAGGAAGGAAGCUAGCAGCAAGGGCGGUAGGGCGGCCCCAAGCCAUGGUUUCCCUCGAGGACUCCCGCUCCAAUUCCACCCGCUUCCCCCUCCCCCGCGACUUCUCCCCCUCCUCCUCCAAAAUCCACCGCCGCGCCGGCCGCUCCAUGCGCACCGUCCGCUCCAACCUCUACCAGGACGACAGCGCCUGCUCCUUCUCCGCCGGCGCCGACCACCGGCCCGAGUUCGUCUCCGAGAACCUGACCGACUCCGUCGUCGACAUGCGCCUCGGCGAGCUCGCGGCCCGCUACAGCAACGCCGCCGCCGCCGCAGCCGCCGCCAGGGGGGCGAAGCCGGGCGCGUCGGAGGAGGAGCAGCUGGAGCUGUCCCAGGCCUUCAGCGACUUCUCCUCGUUCAGCAGCGACAUCUCCGGGGAGCUGCAGCGGCUCGCGAGCCUGCCGGCGGCGGAGGACGGCGGCCGCGGGGACGGCGGGCGGGCGGAGGCGGAUCCGAACCCGGAGGACUUCUCGCCGUGCCUGGGGUUCCUGCAGAGGGAGAACUUCUCGACGGAGAUCAUCGAGAGCAUCUCGCCGGAGGAUCUCCAGCCGACGGUCAAGAUCUGCGUGGACGGGUUGCAGUCUGUUUCGCUGGCCGUGAAGCGUUCAGCUGCUGCUAAACUCAGGUUGCUCGCGAAGAAUCGGGCCGACAAUCGCGUUCUGAUCGGGGAAUCCGGCGCGAUUCCGGCGCUCAUACCUCUGCUCCGCUCCACCGAUCCGUGGACUCAAGAGCACGCCGUCACCGCAUUGCUCAACCUCUCCCUGCACGAGCAGAACAAGGUCCUGAUCACCAGCUCCGGCGCGAUAAAGUCGCUGGUCUACGUGCUCAAGACCGGUACCGAGACCUCGAAGCAGAACGCGGCGUGCGCAUUGCUCAGCCUCGCAUUGGUCGAGGAGAACAAGACCUCCAUCGGCGCCUGCGGCGCGAUACCGCCGCUGGUGUCGCUGCUCCUGAACGGAUCCAACAGAGGGAAGAAGGACGCGCUGACGACCCUGUACAAGCUGUGCACCAUCAAGGUGAACAAGGAGAGGGCGGUGAGCGCCGGGGCGGUGCGGCCGCUGGUGCUGAUGGUGGGGGAGCAGGGGACCGGGAUGGCGGAGAAGGCGAUGGUGGUGCUGAGUAGCCUGGCCGGGAUCGAGGAAGGGAAGGAGGCGAUCGUGGAGGAGAGCGGGAUGGCGGCGCUGGUCGAAGUGAUCGAGGACGGGUCGGUGAAGGGGAAGGAAUUCGCGGUGAUGACGCUGCUGCAGAUGUGCAGCGACAGCGUCAGGAACAGAGGAUUGCUCGUGCGGGAAGGUGGCAUUCCUCCUCUCGUUGCUUUGUCUCAGACCGGCAGUGUCAAGGCCAAGCACAAGGCCGAGACGCUUCUUGGGUACUUGAGAGAACCGAGAGCGGAGGCUUCAUCUUCGACUCCCUGAAGGCUGUCGAUCGUCCUAGUUAGGAGAGGUAAAUUAUACAGAGGGUUCUUUGGUUGUUGUGAUGCUGUAAAUAGGGAGUGUUUUGGGGAUUUUGGAUUUUGUAUAGCCAUGGUUGAGGAGUUGCUGGAAUCUUUGUAGAAGGGAAGAUCAUCAUUAGUUAGGAAGGAGAAGCGUUUAAGCUAAGCUAAAGCCUAGACUGAGCACGAGACUGACUGCUAGAUUAUAUUUUGUUCUUUGGUGACCAGGUAUUAUUAUUGGUGGGUUUUGGGGGUGGAACACAAUGUUUUUGUCUUUGUGGAUUUUGGGUGUUUGUAAAGAGGGAUGAUAUAUCUCGUCUUGGGUCGUUUUCCUCGUGUUUUGAUUUUGGGGGGUGGGCUGGUCCUGGGGGAUGACUUUGUACUUUGUCAAAACGCAUAAUGCCACUCGCCUUCUUGAUUAGCGAAGGAGAAUUGGUGAUAUCCCCUCUUUGGCUU
Molecule: messenger RNA, 2085 nt
Organism: Eucalyptus grandis
Lineage: Eukaryota; Viridiplantae; Streptophyta; Magnoliopsida; Myrtales; Myrtaceae
Product: U-box domain-containing protein 4
Exons: 3
Coding region: 206-1612 (468 amino acids)
Cellular component (GO): nucleus; cytoplasm
Molecular function (GO): protein binding
Source: RefSeq, a predicted model, not a curated record